CAUUGCUUGACAGGUUGUUGGGUUCGGUACUUCGGUGUUCUCGUUGUCCGCGGCUCUUAGUCACUCGUGAAGUGGAUUCGACUGUUAGAGUGUCGCGUCGUCAAGGCUCAUCCUUAAGAGUGAUAUUAAACACGUCGAUCAACAUGUCGCAGCUUGCAGGAGCGGUCAUCUUGCUGUGUUUGCAGGCAGGGCUCGUUUACGGGACCGAUUGCAGCUUGGGAACGAGCAACGACUUCCUGGACAAGAUCACGAAGACGUGCCCGAUUCCGAUUGUCGGCGACCCGUCCAAGUCGUAUUGCUGCUACGAUUUACCUAACGAAAAAUUCUACUGCUGCGACGCCACGGAGUUUGCGCUGAAAACUGGCCUUGGUCUCGUGGUGCCCUUAACAAUUACGAUAGCUGUGGUCGCUGCGUUGAUAGCCAGUUGCAUAUGCUGCUUGUGCUGCAAAUGCUGCCCAUGGUACCGACGGCGUCAUCGCGGCACCGUCUAUGGAAUGUUUGUUACAGAAGUUCAGGCACCUAAUACUGUGCAUAUAGUUCAGACUCCAGCGGUGAACGCACCACCGAGCUACGCCAGCCAACAACAUCCGGCUCAGAAUCACUACGUGCCGUAUCCAACGAAUCCAGCAGGUUUCCCGCAACAUCCACCGCCGCAGUACAGCAGCAGCGAAGCGUACGCCAAGCAGGCUCCCUACAACCCCACCUACCCUCCGCAGUGAUCUUCUUGAACUUAUAGUGAGACAUGUUGGAACAUUGCGGAUGAUAAACUUACGAGGUUCCUUCCUUUCGUCCGCUCGAUGGUGCGAUCCUCCGCCAUGUGCGGAAUGGCAGACUCGAAGGGUCAUCAGUCGUGUUGGGGAGAGUGCGUCGUGUUCAUUCACCGUUGUAUUUCAACAUGCGGCUAAUCCAAACCGCGCGUCAUCUCCGACCUAGCCAUAUUCUCUCGCACAAUUUUUAUCGCUCGGCCAACGUAGAGCCGUGGGAGUCUGCUCGCUCCAUUGCUCGGCGUGGCGAUACCUGACGAUAUUUUUUUUAUUUUGUUACCCGUUUACACGUAUUUGUUAUAUACACAUAUAUGUACAUAUAUAUAUAUAUAUCCUGCCGUAUUUCGAGGAAUAUUUUGUACGCCAAGCAGCGGAGCAGCAGAGACAGUUGAAUGAAGAAUGACGACAGAAGAGUUCGAGACACGAGACAGAGAAAAAGGAAACGUGGGGGAGAAGGACUGAACCGUCCAGCUUGUGCGGCACUGGAACGUAUAAUCGUCGAGUUCGCCGGGUCGAUAAGAAGCAAAAAUACUCCCGACAAAGAUCUAUUCGCUGUUGUAAAUAAAGUGAGAUUUAGCGUGCAAAUGA
Messenger RNA from Harpegnathos saltator (Jerdon's jumping ant), 1352 nucleotides. Its product is annotated as protein shisa-5. The transcript has 5 exons. The record is from RefSeq and is a predicted model, not a curated record. NCBI's taxonomy places the organism in Eukaryota, Metazoa, Arthropoda, Insecta, Hymenoptera, Formicidae. Bases 144 to 719 code for a protein of 191 amino acids.